CAAGAUAACAAAAUCACACACACUGUCCGCUACCAGUUCAGGACAGUAUUAUUCGAAACAGUUAGUAAAUUCAUAGAAAGGAUUUAUUUAGGACGUUUGGCUUGUUUAAUACCUCAAAAUAUCUAUAAAAAAUGUCAGAUGCUAAUGGAUUACAGAAUUUAAGGUUUAGGAAUAAAGUUGCCAUUGUCACAGGCGGGUGUUGCGGCGUAGGUCGCGGUUGUGUCGAUGUCUUAGUUGAUGAAGGUGGAAAGGUUGCAGUAUUGGAUAUAAACGACGAGGUAGGAACGUCAUUAACCUCAGAUGGCCUGCCCGGUGAAUUAUUUUUCAUACACUGUGAUAUGAACAAAGAGGACGACAUAAAGAGUGCUAUUGAAAAGGUGGUAGAAAAAUAUGGCCACAUAGACUGUUUGGUAAAUAAUGUUGGAACAAAUCCCGGGAGCAAUCCAAUUGAUAAACUCACCGUGCAAGGUUUUAGAGAUUUGCUCAACACUAAUCUUGUCAGCUAUUUUGCAGCAAGUAAGUACGCUUUGCCCUAUUUACGCAAGACUAAGGGUUGUAUUGUUAAUACAGGAAGUAUUGGCUCAUCGGCAGCUGCACUAGAGAUGCCUUCGUAUUGUGCCUCAAAGGGUGGAACAAUUGCAUUAACUAAAGCUUUGGCAAUUGAUGAGGCGAAACAUGGGGUUCGUGUUAAUGCGGUAUCACCUAGCAUAGUAGACACACCAUUAUUUAGGAAGGUAAUAAAAGAAUGGGGUGAGGAGCAGGCACAGAUCGAUAUGUUAGCCUCGUUUACGCAAUUAGGUCGUUUGUCGUUACCCAGGGAGAUAGGUAAAGCAUGCCUUUUUCUUGCCGUGGAUGCAACUUUCACGACGGGAGAAGAACUUAUGUGCACCGGUGGAUCGGAAAUUGGAUAUGGCGUUAAACAAUAACUACGUUAAGAUAUGUGUGGUAAAAGUACGAGUUUGAACCGUAAAACACGAGAAUGACAGUUCAGAAGUUAUUUGUACAUCAUAGGGCAUUUUUUAAUUGAUUAUGAUUGUCAGACAUAAUUUAAAUCAUAAUUGUACCGAAAAAUACUCUAUUUUCCUUUGGAUAUGAAAUAUAAUCAUUCAUUAUGUUACAUAGUUGAUAGCACUGUAGGAGCACUUUGGCUCGGAGCAAAUGUGCUCCUACAUAGCACGAUGGUAAUUUUUUCUUCUAGCGCAACUAUUUCUAUGGUGUGCAUGCGUGGGAGCCUCUCUAUAUUUUAGAUCUAUACCGGUAGGCCUAUGACUCUAAAAUGUGUCUGCAUUCCAGGACAGACUGACGCAACUCAUUUGCAUUGUAACGCUUUUCUGAACAUGGCGAUAGGUUCAUGGUACAGGCAAUUCGAUCA
This is a messenger RNA of Ruditapes philippinarum (Manila clam), 1372 nucleotides long. RefSeq names its product 17-beta-hydroxysteroid dehydrogenase 14-like. The record is from RefSeq and is a predicted model, not a curated record. Gene Ontology annotation, molecular function: oxidoreductase activity. The transcript is spliced from 9 exons. The coding region runs from base 132 to 926 and encodes 264 amino acids. NCBI's taxonomy places the organism in Eukaryota, Metazoa, Mollusca, Bivalvia, Venerida, Veneridae.